This is a messenger RNA of Chanos chanos (milkfish), 1429 nucleotides long. It is a transcript of the gene trmt5, whose product is annotated as tRNA methyltransferase 5. The record is from RefSeq and is a predicted model, not a curated record. Gene Ontology annotation, molecular function: tRNA (guanine(37)-N1)-methyltransferase activity. Lineage: Eukaryota; Metazoa; Chordata; Actinopteri; Gonorynchiformes; Chanidae. The transcript is spliced from 5 exons. Gene Ontology annotation, cellular component: mitochondrial matrix; cytoplasm. Bases 6 to 1379 code for a protein of 457 amino acids. Gene Ontology annotation, biological process: mitochondrial tRNA methylation; tRNA N1-guanine methylation.
UGUGCAUGGCUGCUGUGAUGUUCAGUAUCCAAACGCCCAUGCCUGAUCAACAGAUGCCCCCAGCUGACGCAGGGCUGUACAGAGCCCCUCCGGAGGUCAGAGGGAUGACCGUCCUGGAUCGCGAAGCCUUCACACAGACGGUUAGCGUCCCUGCGCUACGGUUACCGACAUGUGCCGUGAAUAAACUAAUGAAAUCCCUGAAGAAAGUGGCCUUGCAGCGACCCGGUGUGAAGCGGGUGGUGGAGGAGGAGGAGGAUAGCAAUAACGAUAACGGCAAAUAUCGCCUGCUUCUUUUGGACCCUCUGAGGGUGACCACAGCCGAGUCAUUGAAGGAUGAGGAAAUGGCUGCUCUGAAAGCAGCCGGCGUUGAGCCUGACGUUCAGCGAUAUGAGCUGCAGUUAACGUACGAUAACCUUAAAAGCGAGGAGAUUUUACGCGCAGUACUGCCUGAGGGUCAGGACGUGACAUCGGGCUUCAGUCGCGUUGGGCACAUCGCUCAUAUGAACCUGCGCGAUCACCAGUUACCUUACAGGAACCUUAUAGGUCAAGUCAUCAUGGACAAGAACCCAGGUGUGACCUGUGUGGUCAAUAAGACCAACACUAUUGACUCCACCUACCGGAACUUUCAGAUGGAGGUGCUGGCAGGAGAAAACAACAUGGUGGCUAAGGUGCGUGAGAACGGAGUGAACUACGAGUUUGAUUUCUCACGCGUGUACUGGAACCCUCGUCUGAGCACAGAACACGAGCGAGUGGUGGCAACGUUUCGCCGCGGUGAUACGGUCUUGGACGUAUUCGCCGGGGUCGGACCUUUCGCUAUCCCAGCCGCCCGUCGAGGGUGCACCGUCCUGGCCAACGACUUGAACCCCGAAUCCUACCACUGGCUCCAACACAACGCCAAACUCAAUAAAGUUCACACCAAGGUCACGACCUUCAACCUGGACGGCCGCGAGUUUAUCCGGGGGCCCCUGAAGGAGCAGCUGCCAGCCCUGCUGAAGGGUUCAGCAGGGGUCCAUGUGAUCAUGAACUUACCUGCUCUGGCUCUAGAGUUCCUGGAUGCAUUCAGGGGUCUGUUCGUGGACCUAGACUAUGAGCAGGAGCUUUCCUGUGAGUCCAACCUGCCUCACGUUCACUGUUAUGGGUUCUCCAAGGAGGACAACCCACAAAGGGACGUUGUCCAGAGGGCUUCGGCCAGCCUGGGGGUGUCCCUGGAGGGACGCUGCACGGUGCACAUGGUGAGGAACGUGGCACCAAAUAAGGAAAUGAUGUGCGUGAGUUUCACGCUGCCCAAAGAGGUGUUGUUCAGCCGAGAGACCAAACACACAGAAACAACUGGAGAACCAUCUCCAAAGAGACAGAAAUGUGAGGAGACAAAUGACUGAAAUCCAACAGUGGACCAUCUACAAGGACUAUAGCUGUUUUAAUUUUUCUG